This is a messenger RNA of Pseudovirgaria hyperparasitica, 2011 nucleotides long. Its product is annotated as SHMT-domain-containing protein. Gene Ontology annotation, biological process: folic acid metabolic process; L-serine catabolic process; tetrahydrofolate interconversion. Bases 216 to 1796 code for a protein of 526 amino acids. Gene Ontology annotation, molecular function: zinc ion binding; serine binding; cobalt ion binding. The transcript has 5 exons. Gene Ontology annotation, cellular component: cytoplasm. The record is from RefSeq and is a predicted model, not a curated record. NCBI's taxonomy places the organism in Eukaryota, Fungi, Ascomycota, Dothideomycetes, Acrospermales, Acrospermaceae.
GGGUGAGGAAAGGAUGAGUAGGAAACGAGACUGUCCAGAGUCGGGUCUCGCUUAACGGUGGUCUAGUCCCGAUAUGACCUUAGCGCAUGAUCCUCCGCCGCCGGAGUUUGCAUGUCGGAGCCUGAGAGACAAGGCCGCCGAUUGCCGCCGUCAUCGCCAAAGAAAACCCCAAAUCUUCCUGCGGAUUUCCUGCUAUGACAGCGACAGCGACAGCAAUGGCAGCCAUCAUGAACAGCGUCCGAGCCUCACGAUCCCUCCUUGCCCGUCCUCGUCUCUACCAGGCCCCCAUUGCCCCAGUCGGUCGUCUUUUUGCUCAACGGCAAACAUGGCGGGGCAUGGCAAGCUCCGUUUCCUCUGAUAGCCAGCAUAAGCUGCUGUCGUCUCGUCUCGAGGAAGCCGAUCCUGCCGUCUACGAUAUCAUCCAGAAGGAAAAACGGCGGCAGAAGCAUUUUAUAAACCUGAUACCCUCGGAGAACUUUACCUCUCAGGCGGUCUUGGAUGCACUCGGCAGUGUUAUGCAAAAUAAAUACUCGGAAGGGUACCCCGGAGCUAGAUACUACGGCGGAAACGAAUUCAUUGACCAGGCAGAGAUUCUAUGCCAGCAACGCGCCCUCCAGGCAUUUCACUUGAAUCCUGAACAAUGGGGUGUCAACGUCCAGCCUCUCUCCGGAUCUCCCGCAAACCUUUAUGCCUACUCCGCCCUCCUCAACACACAUGAUCGAAUCAUGUCUCUCGACCUUCCGCACGGUGGCCACUUGUCGCAUGGAUACCAGACUCCGACCAAGAAGAUUUCGAUGGUCUCAAAGUACUUUGAGACGUACCCGUACAGGCUAGACGAGAAGACGGGUCUGAUAGACUAUGAUAAGCUAGAAGAGCAGGCAAUUCUGUACAGGCCCAAGAUCAUCGUCGCUGGGACAUCUGCAUACAGCCGCCUGAUCGACUACGACCGCAUGAAGAGCAUCAGCAACAAGGUCGGUGCAUACCUCCUGGCUGAUAUGGCACAUAUCUCCGGGCUUGUUGCUGCGUCUGUGAUUCCCUCGCCGUUCGCGACAGCCGACAUUGUCACCACCACAACGCACAAAUCUCUGCGCGGUCCACGCGGAGCCAUGAUCUUCUUCCGCAAAGGCGUGCGUAGCACCGACAAGAAGGGCGUCGAGACCCUCUACGAUCUCGAAGGUCCCAUCAAUGCGUCUGUCUUCCCCGGCCACCAGGGCGGCCCGCACAACCACACCAUCACCGCACUCGCCGUAGCCCUCCAACAAGCACAAGCCCCAGAAUUCAAAGAGUACCAGAACACCGUGCUCAAGAAUGCGCGCGCCCUUGCGGAACGUCUAGGCAACUCCAAAGACGCUGGCGGCCUAGGCUACACGAUCGUCUCCGGCGGCACGGACAACCACCUUGUCCUGAUCGACCUGAAAGACCGCGGCAUCGACGGCGCCCGUGUGGAGCGCGUGCUCGAACUCGUCGGCGUCGCGAGCAACAAGAACACCGUGCCAGGAGACAAGUCCGCCAUGAAGCCCGGCGGUCUCCGCAUGGGCACGCCCGCCAUGACGACACGUGGUUUCACGGCCGACGACUUCAGACGCGUUGCCGAUAUCGUGGACCGCGCCGUGACUAUUGCUGUUAAGGUGGACAAGCAGGCGCGUGAGGCGGCGGAGGAGAAGGGGCGGAAAAAUCCCGCUAGCGUGGCGGCGUUCAAGGAGUACCUGGGCGAGGGCGAGGACGUUACUGAUAUUGUGCAGCUGCGGCAGGAGGUGGAGGACUGGGUGGGCACGUUUAGUCUGCCAUGGGAAUAAGUAGUUGUUUGGGGGCACCUGACGGACAUGUGGGCGUUCAAGCGGUUUCAACUCGCCGGCGCUUUUCGGAAGGCUUGUUUUGUGUAUAUCUUGCGAAAUUGGCAUCUUGCGGGUCGGCAUCUUGCGAUUUUGAAAAUAAGUGUUUUAUUGUACUUUGCACUCACAAAAAUCACACGGUGUAGUGCCUGCGUCAUGAAUGACUGUGUCUCUUGUUG